GCCUAGGACUAGGAGCUUGUAGAGGCAAAGCUGCAGCCAUGAAGGUUUGGAUUGUGCUGCUGGGGGCAACCCUGCUGACAGGCUGCCAGGCCAACCUAAUUGUCCAGGAUGAACCCAAGACUAAGUGGGAAGAGGCCGUGACCGUCUUCUGGAACUACCUUUCCAAGGUGGGACACGCCGCAGAGAAUGUGACCACCCAGAUCAAGAGCUCCCAGCUCAGCAAGGAACUGGACGGGCUGAUCACCGACACCAUGGCUGAAGUGGAGGUGUACAGAGAACAGCUGCGGGCCCAGUUCGGCCCCUAUGCCCAGGAGGCUCAGCAGCGCCUGGGCAGCGAGGUGGCGGCGCUGACGGGGAAGCUGCGGGCUGACAUGGAGGAGGCCAAGGGCCGGUUGGUGCAGUACACGGGUGACGUGCGCUUGAUGUUCGACCAGAACCUGGAGGAGGUGCGGGCCCGAGUUGGCAUGUACCUGCGCAAGCUGCGCAAGCGCCUGGGCAAAGACGCUGAGGAGCUGCGCCGCAAGAUGGCCGCCUAUGCCGGCGAGGUGCAGGCCCACACUGACCAUCGGGUGGAUGCCGUGCGCCAGGGCCUGCAGCCUCUAAUCGACAGCAUCCGUGACAAGGGACAGCAGCAUCUGGAAGCCCUGAGCCAGGCCAUGGGUGAGCAGAGCCAGAAGGUGCGCGAUAGCCUGGGCACCCGGGCCCAGGAGCUGCAUGGGCACCUGCAGGAGAAGGCUGAGGAGGUGCGGAGCUCCCUAGACCAGGCUGCUGAGCAAGUCCGCCAGUGGUUUGCACCCUUCCUACAGGACGUCCGUGCCCAGUUACAGACCGUGGUGGAGAAGCUGCAAGGGAAACUCCAGCUGUAACAGCCCCGGCUAACACCACACUGUGGCCCCCCGACAGCCCAGAGCCCUGGCAAUCCAGGGGCGUGCAUUCCCAGGCCCCCACAGUACAGCCAUGCCCACUGACACCAAGCUAGCCACGGAGGUCUGUGACUCCCGCAGCUAACAGGCAUGAGUCACUUCACUUGCUAAGCCCGCUCCAGACCUCCCGCAGGGGCCCAGUUCUUCCUUGCCCCAUGCAUGAACCCCAGUGAAUAGCCAUUGCCACUCCGACCCUGUACUCACACUUGGGACUGGUGGGACAACCAUCGAUCUGGUUCUGAGCUGCUUUUAUGCAUGCCCUGGAGAAAUGAGAGGGGAUAACCUCUGCCCAUCCCAUUCUCCCCUCUCUAACCACAGUUGAACGUGAUGCCCCUAUCCCAUCCCUGCUGUUAGAUCUCCUGUGUUCACCAGUGCUUCCACCUGCAACUAAAUAAAUUCCUGCUUUGGGCACAAGGUA
This is a messenger RNA of Gopherus flavomarginatus (Mexican gopher tortoise), 1341 nucleotides long. It is a transcript of the gene APOE, whose product is annotated as apolipoprotein E. Gene Ontology annotation, biological process: negative regulation of neuron apoptotic process; cholesterol catabolic process; lipoprotein catabolic process. NCBI's taxonomy places the organism in Eukaryota, Metazoa, Chordata, Testudines, Testudinidae. The coding region runs from base 39 to 866 and encodes 275 amino acids. Gene Ontology annotation, molecular function: lipid binding. The transcript is spliced from 4 exons. The record is from RefSeq and is a predicted model, not a curated record. Gene Ontology annotation, cellular component: intermediate-density lipoprotein particle; extracellular region.